AUGUCCGAGCAAAAGGCACGGGUUCUAAUUGUCGGCACCGGCAGUUUUGGUACCAUGUCAGGCUAUGCGCUCGAGCAGGGUGGCAAAGCUGAGGUAACGGCAGUUAUGCGAUCCAACUACGAAGCCGUGAAGGCGAACGGCGUGAACAUCGAUUCCGUGCAACACGGCAAUGGCAUCAGAUUCAGACCUAUCAAUCAACGGAAUCAACAUCGAGAAGCCCAUCAUCCCCGCUUCCCCACAAACCCAAUCAUCAGCAGCGUCUCCUUCGUGGGUGCAACCACGCUCUCACACUGCGACAUCCUGCAUGAUGAUCCAGACGACCAGAAAAUCGGCCCUUUCUCCAGUCCCGGAGUUCCAGCCCAAGUCGCCGAGGACGCGGCCAAGCGUUAUAUCGAUAUCUACAACCCGCACGGCAAGCUCGAUCUGAUCUAUGACGCGGAUGUCCGUCGCUGUCGCUGGCGCAAGCUGCUUUACAAUGGCUCUUACAACCCCGUUUCUACUAUCCUGCGCAUGGAUACGCCGCGCAUGAGAAUGAGUGCACAUGUCAUUGAUGACCUUAUCCGUCCUAUAAUGAAGGAGAUUCUUGCUGCAGCGCGUGCGGACAUUGUUACAGAUUUCACGGAUAACCUUGUUGAGAGCGAUAUUGAGAAGGGGAAUUUGUUUGAGGUUGAGAAUAUUGUUGAGGAGACUUUGCGCGAGGGUGAGGCGAAGAGUGUGCCUAUGCCUACUCUUCGCACGGUCUAUGGUAUUCUCAAGGGAUUGCAGUUGCAGUUUAAGGAGAGUAAGGGAUUGUGGAAGCCUAAGUUUACUGUUGACAACCCGUAUCAAUAA
This is a messenger RNA of Penicillium hordei, 831 nucleotides long. Its product is annotated as ketopantoate reductase family protein. The transcript is spliced from 3 exons. NCBI's taxonomy places the organism in Eukaryota, Fungi, Ascomycota, Eurotiomycetes, Eurotiales, Aspergillaceae. The record is from RefSeq and is a predicted model, not a curated record. Gene Ontology annotation, molecular function: oxidoreductase activity. Bases 1 to 831 code for a protein of 276 amino acids. Gene Ontology annotation, cellular component: cytoplasm.